Messenger RNA from Ostreobium quekettii, 1083 nucleotides. NCBI's taxonomy places the organism in Eukaryota, Viridiplantae, Chlorophyta, Ulvophyceae, Bryopsidales, Ostreobiaceae. The record is from the annotation of a GenBank genome assembly.
AUGGAUCCGGCGGUGAGAGGGCGCCGAGAACAGAAGGCCGAUUGCCGGGAUGACGGCGUGGACGCGCCCGUGCCGCCGCUGGCUUUGAACAGGCUGAAAACUGAGGCGAGGGAACGCACCCCAGGGCGGUCAAAGAAGCGAAAGAAGUCCGGCAGGGGAAACAGACCGAAAAAGGAUGGGAGGGAGGGGCAGGCGCAUGGGACGGCGGAAGGGGCGGCUGGGGAUCGCAGGGGCCGCCUUGGAUGGUGCUGUUGCAAGCCCCGAGUGAAGCCGUGUUCGAGCAAGGGGCGCCCGGAGGUUCGGAAGCCCUCAAGGAAAUUCUCUGCGCCACUCCAUAGAGAUUCUCCUGGCCGGGAGGGCGAGGAGGGGCUCACUGUGUACUACAGUGCGACAGACCUCACAGACCUCAGGGAGGCUUUUCGGGAGAUGCAAGAAGAGGGAUGCCUGUCUGGAGGCGGCCACGUGCGAACAAUAUCUGCGCUGAGCCCCAUUGCCUCGACUCAUGCCCCCACGGGCUUCAGAGAAAGGGUUCAUGAGGUUGUGAGAAAAUUGUCCCGAGGUGGCUCUGGACGACUCGGCUCCCCAAAGAAUGUGAUCACCACGCCUCAAGGCCAGCUGCCAGCUGAGGCAUUUGCGAGGCUUUGUGGCUACACGGGAUGCUGGGAGAUGGACCGUUCAAGGAGCGAUGAUUACUCAUCCCUGGUGGCACUUAUGAAAUUGGGCUGGGCAUUCAGCAAGGCCUUGGAUAACUCGAGGCACAUCGAGCUCCAUGUAGCGAGAGACAAAAUCCACGUGACGGCAAAGCUGUUCAACUGGGUAGAGCUCCGCGACGCAAGGCCGUGGAGUGGAGAAAAAAUCGCAACAAAACGAAAAGACGCAAGGAGGGGGGGCGCAAUUGGAUGGGUGGAGAGGACUUCCAAGGGUUUCAUGUUGAGGUCUGAAUGGGGCGAGCCACUCGCUGGAAACACGAGCGAAGAAUUUGAAUUAUCUGACGAUAGAGAAUGCCUGCAUGUGACGAAGACGACGUCAUUGAGGAGUGGAGGAACAUCGGUCGUACGAGUUUUGUUCGUCCGCUGCGGUUGA